Bursaphelenchus xylophilus (pine wood nematode) is the source of this 421-nucleotide messenger RNA. NCBI's taxonomy places the organism in Eukaryota, Metazoa, Nematoda, Chromadorea, Rhabditida, Aphelenchoididae. The record is from the annotation of a GenBank genome assembly.
AUGACAGGGCUCGCACUGUUGUUGGUAGUUACUAGUACCGUACUCGUCACCAAAAGUUAUGCAACCGGUGGACCUGUUGUUGGGGGAAUGUCAAAAGAUGACGUUAAUGAUUCUAACAUCAUAGUAAGAAUUCUGAAAGCCGAUGAACAUUAUCUGUUCGUUUGGAUUUAUACUUUUCAUUUAGGCCCUUGCUUACAAAAGCGUAUUCAAUUACAACGCCCAAAGGAAUGGAUAUGCAGAACUGCAACAGAUCGUCUCCGCUAAGCAUCAAGUUGUGGCCGGUAUUCGUUAUGUCAUCACUAUGAAUAUUGCUGAGAACGGAAUUAGAUCACGUCUGGUUGCUGAUAUUGUCGUCGUACCCUGGCUGCAGCAGGAAACUUUUACCUUUAAGAAAACUCCUUUGCCCGUUAGGGUAUCCUAA